Molecule: messenger RNA, 531 nt
Organism: Ambispora leptoticha
Lineage: Eukaryota; Fungi; Glomeromycota; Glomeromycetes; Archaeosporales; Ambisporaceae
Source: the annotation of a GenBank genome assembly
AUGACAUUCUCAACACAAGCACCAUCGUCAAAAAGCAGUAUAACCAUUGACAACAUUCUAAAAAUAAAUUUACACGUUGUACACGUAAAUCCCAUCGCCAAAGUAUAUGACUCGUUCGAAUACGGGAAAAUGGCAUUGAUCGUGCGCUACGAGAUGCUUGAAUUGUCUUGGGAUUUUUAUAAUGCGCAACAGGAGAUUAUAAUUCCGUUUAAGCAGAUUCAAAAAUUUAGAAUUUCUGAUGGGAAAAUUUAUAUUCAACUGCUUGGUGAAUUUAUUAGUUUGAUAAAGGUUGAUGCGGAUAUAAAUGGAAAUUUAUUCAAGUCAAAGAUUAGUCCAAUUUCUUUUGAUUCCCUAAAAAAUGCAGCCAAUCUUGUCUUUACACCAAAUGACAAUGUGACAUCAGAAUCUUUGAUGGUAUUUGGACAAAUUAUAAAGAAAUUCCGUUUCGACAAACCGUCUUCUAUUACAAAAACUAAAAACGAAAAUAACUAUCCAACAAAUCAAGAUCAAGAACAUGGUGUACCACAAAUG